Molecule: messenger RNA, 8283 nt
Organism: Sinocyclocheilus anshuiensis
Lineage: Eukaryota; Metazoa; Chordata; Actinopteri; Cypriniformes; Cyprinidae
Product: SH3 and multiple ankyrin repeat domains protein 2-like
Exons: 22
Coding region: 1-5304 (1767 amino acids)
Cellular component (GO): postsynaptic membrane; dendritic spine; postsynaptic density
Molecular function (GO): synaptic receptor adaptor activity; ionotropic glutamate receptor binding
Source: RefSeq, a predicted model, not a curated record
AUGCCACGGAGCCCGACGUCCAGCGAGGAUGAGAUGGCUCAGAGUUUUUCUGAAUAUUCUCAGGAAUCCAGCUCAGAAAGUUCAAAAGAGGAGGCCAUCUAUGAGACGAUCAGGACAGAACAGACUGUCAGCCACAUGACGGACGUCCAGAGCCACUCGCUGGUCAUUAGAGUGAAUAUCCCAGACCUGCAGCAGACGAAGUGCGUGCGGUUUAACCCCAGUGCCACGGUGUGGGUGGCUAAACAGCGUCUGCUGUGUACUCUGAGUCAGAAUCUGAAGGAUGUGCUGAACUACGGACUCUUCCAGCCGGCCAGCGGUGCUUUCUUGGAUGAAGAGUGUCUCGUCGGAGAAUAUCCACAGCUGGCCUGCGAGGACGCCGCGUCACUGGAGUUUCGCUACAAAACCAGACUGUAUGAUCAGCCCGGUGCGGACGAGAAGCAGAUUGCCAGACUUCACACAAAGGCCAACUUGAGGAGGUUCAUAGAUUACAUCCGACAUCAUCAGCUAGAGAAGCUCUCCAAAAUGCUUGACCGAGGCCUGGACCCCAAUUACCAUGACAUGGACACUGGAGAGACGCCGCUCACCUUUGCGGCCCAGCUGGAGAGUACGGUGGAGUUUAUUAAAGCACUGAGGAACGGAGGAGCUCAUCUGGACUUCAGGGCCAAAGACGGCAUGACUGCGCUCCACAAAGCAGCUUGCUCUAAAAACCAGGCCACGCUCAAGACGCUGCUGGAGCUCGGGGCAUCUCCUAACUAUAAAGACAGUCGUGGUUUGACAGCGCUGUAUCACACAGCCGUGCUGGGAGGAGACACCGACUGCUGCGAGCUUCUGCUGAACGAGAACUCCUCCGUCUGCUGCCAGGAUGAGAACGGCUGGCACGAGAUCCACCAGGCUUGUCGACACGGUCACGUCCAGCACCUCGAGCACUUGUUGUUUUAUGGAGCAGAUAUGAGCGCUCAGAACGCCUCGGGAAACACGGCGCUGCACAUCUGUGCUCUCUACAACCAGGAGAAGUGUGCUCACGUGCUGCUGGUCAGAGGAGCCGACAAGGAGCUGAAGAACUGCAAUAAUCAGAGUCCGUUCCAGGUAGCCAUAAUCUCUGGGAAUUUCGAGUUGGCGGAGCUGAUAAAGAAGCACAGAGAAAGUGACGUAGUGGACCGAGCUGGAAAACCAUACUGUAAGUUUGAUGGCUUCAGGUCUGAGCGCUUCAUCCACCGGAUGCUCGAUGAUCUUGAGACGAUAUUCUUGUCAUUGUAUUUUUUGGGCUUCCCCCUCGUACUUUACUUUAACUUUUUUUUUUUUUAUCUGAACUCCAGACAGCGACGGCCUCUCCAGAAGAACAAUCUUUCUAUGUCUCGGGUGCUGCUGCGCUCCAACAGCGACAAUAACCUGAUGACGCGAGCCGUGAGUCCAGAGCAGCUCAGUCUGUCCCCGCAGAAGAUGCAGAGAGACCCGAGCGGCCCGGGAAAGAUGACGGGCCGCGGCGGCAGGACCGUCCCGAGCAGCCGUUCCCUGUCCAUCAGCCUGGAGGACGAGCAGAGCACGCAGCAGAAACGUGUCAAUGGCAGACCGUGUGGCCAGAGCUCCAGGAGAAAGCUGUACAGCGCUGUUCCCGGCCGUCAUUUCGUCGUCGUUCGCUCAUACCAACCUCAAGCUGGUGGAGAGAUCAGCCUGCACAAGAAUGAAAGGGUCAGAGUUCUGAGCGUUGGUGAAGGCGGUUACUGGGAGGGCUGCUGUCGAGGGCAGGUGGGCUGGUUCCCUGCCAGGUGUUUGGAAGAGAUUCCUGUCAAACCUGACAAAGAGAGACCAAAGAGCAGAAUGGAGCGCAGCGACAGGAAAAAACUCUUCAGACAUUUCACUGUUGGUUCCUAUGACAGCAUUGACAGCGACUGUGUGACCGAGCAGAAAACGGUGGUUUUACAGAAGCAGGAGAAUGAAGGCUUCGGGUUUGUGCUGCGAGGAGCUAAAGCAGACACACCCAUCGAGGAGUUCAUCCCGACUCCUGCGUUCCCCGCGCUGCAGUACCUGGAGUCUGUGGAUGAGGGUGGAGUCGCCUGGCUGAUGGGGCUCCGCUCAGGGGACUUUCUCAUCGAGGUCAACCAUCAGAAUGUGGUGAAGAUGGGACACCGGCAGGUCGUUAACAUGAUUAAACAUGGAGGAAACCGACUCGUCGUUAAAGUGGUGACAGUGAGCAGGAAUCUCGAACAAGACGACAACACCCGUAAAAAAGCUCCUCCUCCACCAAAGCGAGCCCCGACAACUGCACUCUCAAUGCGAUCCAAGUCCAUGACAUCUGAACUAGAAGAAUUAGAUAAAGUUGAAGAGACCGUACAGCCACAGAAGCUUGUGCAUGAAAAAGCCUCAUUGGACAAAGUUGCCACGAUCAAGCCCCGCCCCUCGAGUCGCUUUUUGGCCACAUCCAUGGAUUUUAAUCCAUCCACGUCUGAAAGGCCAGGAGUUGCUGUAGUUCCCCCUAGUGUUCCUGCAAGAUCCCAUGGAAGUUAUGUUCGUGUGCCAAAAAGUUGUAUGAGAAGACAAAAGUCCAUUGGAAUUGCAGGAGAAGAAAAGAAGCUCCUCAUACCUCCACUGCUCAAGUUCACCAGAAGUCUCUCUAUGCCUGACACAUCUGAGGAUAUUCCCCCACCUCCAGGCGUUUCUCCUCCAUCCCCACCUCACAACCUCAGUACUCCUAUGGCACAAGUAUAUGAGCCCAACCAGCCCAUUUACACACAGAACUCAACAGGCAGAUGCCACACUAUAGACAGAGAUCUAGUCGGGUACCAUCGCCAGAACUUUGAACAAUAUGACUGUCAAACUCCUUCGGCUGCCCAGCAAAACAUGUGUUCCCAUAACAGAGCCCAUGUGCCAGAGAACCCAUAUUCAGACAUAGUUGGCAAACCUUUGUAUAUCCCACCAAAACCAGCUCGUAGGAAGGGUAUAUUGGUAAAGCAGCCACAUGUUGAGGAUAGCCCUGAGAAAACCUGUUCAAUCCCAAUACCAACCAUUAUUGUCAAAGAGCCUUCAACUAGCAGUAGUGGCAAAAGCAGCCGGGGAAGUAGCAUGGAAAUUGAGACUAGUGCCUCCGAGCAGCCAGGCCAACUACGGCCAGACGGCAGUCACAUUGUGAGCAACCCUUUUGCAGCUGCUAUUGCAGGGGCAGUACGUGACCGUGAGAAGCGGCUUGAAGCACGCAAGAACUCCCCAGCCUUCCUGUCGAUGGAUCUCGGAGAUGAGGAUCCAUUUAUCCCAACCCCUCGUUUACGCCAGUCUAUGUCCAUAGAUGAAGGCAUGUUUGCCAGCGAUAAGAGUUUACAAAAGCUUAUGGCUCCACCGGCUUCUUUAUUAGAGCUCCAGCAAAUUUUAAGUGGAGGCAACAUGGCUAGCUUUACCAUCCCAGAACCAACAACUGAGCCCCUCACAACACGCACCGGGAGCUGCCCCAAUACAGACGGUCCCAUCAGUCUCGAUGGAGAUUUCCAAAACCAGACAUUAGGAAAGACUCGUGAUAUUUGUCCACCCUUGGCUCUGGGUCUAGCUUUAAGUAAUAGAGCUCUGAAGGAGCACGUGCAACCCCCACUUCCUCCACCUAAAAGAGAACCUCGCAAUGCAUACCUCAACCAGCCACUCUUCAUAGACACCAAGCUACGGUCCAAUAUUGAUGCCAACUUUGUUGCCACAGCUGCAGUGGGACAACCAAAAGAUUGUGGAGGUUUGUUUAGACACACAAGAGAGUCCAAUCACGAAACAGAAAAGGCAAAGGAAAGAAAUCCAUCUGAGCAGUCGAAGAACUCCAAUAACACAUCACAACAGCAGUCAUCGGGGCUCCUCAUGGUCCACACACAAGAUAAGGCCAAGCCACAAGUAAACACUCAGCCUGAUAGAUUAGAACAAGAAGAGUCCCCAGAAAUGGUCAGUGCACCCAUUGAGUACAACGUCAAACUUACAGCCCCCAACUCCCGGCCACCUCAUACAAGGAACGUCGUCACCUCUGCCACCUCUGUGGAGGAGCCUGUCAAGCUUCCCUGUACCAUUCCUCCUCCCCCAAUGACCUCAGUGGAUAUUGAUGAGGAGUUUGAACCCUUGCCUCCACCUCUGGAGUUUGCCAACAGUAUUGAUGUUCCUGAGGACCAGGUAGCAGAAAUUCUCAAGCAGAAAAAGAAUAACAUAAUAGGACCCAUGCCUGUUUAUCAUUCACGUGCUUCUACAACUGACAGUGUGGAGUCCAAGUGUCUUUCGGGGCUUGUAAACUGCACGACUCCUCACACCUACCCUCCACCACCUCCAGAAAUGUUUGAGCCCGUCACGGACUCAGGCAUUGAGGAAGCUGACAGUCGGAAUAAUGGGGACCCUCACAUUGAGGCCAACGGUACAGUUUCCACAGUGUCCAGUAUUUCUACUCUUUCAUCAGAGGGAAUUGAUGACACAUGUAUAUACUAUGCAGAUGGGCAGACUCUUUUGGUGGACCGACCACCUGUUCCACCAAAGCCAAAAACGAAGCCCACAAUCAACAAAAGCAAUGCACUUUACAGGGACCCUUUGCACGAUAGGAUACACGAGAGCAUAGAGUCCUUCGGACAGCCACCACCAGCCCCUCCGCCAUACCUGGGUUAUGGAGCACAAUCUGAACUUCGCAAAAAACUUGCUCAGCGAGGCACUAAACUCUGGGACCACAAUGAGCUCCCAAACCCCCUCUUACCCAAUGCAGGUCCUAAAGCCAGUGUGAUCAAUGACCUUAGCUCCAAACUUCAGCAGAUGAACAAGGACAGAUUUCCAAAACAGCCUGCAGGAUCCAGAAGCAUUGGAUCAAGAGAGUGGACGGCCCAAGCCUCAGGUACCAAACGCAGCAACACGGUUCCCUCAAUAACCCCGAGCCACUUGCCCCUUCAGGCUUCCAGUCCAGCCUCGCCUCCUCCUGAAUCUGGUCGUUGCUCUUCUCUGCCAGGCUCUGCCGCCUCCCCCACAUUAACAGAUGUAUUUAGCCUGCCAUCUCCACCCAUUUUGAAUGCAGAGCAAUGCUACAGCCUCAGCUCAGUCAGCAGUCGAUCGCCGUCCCCUCUCACGAUGUUUCAGGCUUCAGACAAGCCCUUUGCUGACAAACCCAUCCUACUCUGGACCAAGCACGAUGUAGCCAACUGGCUUGAAAGCCUCAACUUGCAGGAACACAAGAAGGCCUUCUUGGACAAUGAAAUUGAGGGCACCCACCUUCCCAGCCUCCAAAAGGAAGACCUUGUAGACUUGGGUGUCACCCGUGUUGGUCACCGGAUGAACAUUGAAAGGGGUCUCAAACUUCUAAUGGACAGAUAAAGGGUGCAUACACUCGGUACAGUGCUUGGCAUGGAUAUUGGCUUGAUCAAUCCCUCGUUUUCUCCAGCUUCUUUCAGACUAGCUGUGUUGCAUCUGUUGAAAAGUGUGGGGCGAUGUUCUCUGUAUUGUAUUCAGAGGCACAGUAAGUACCAUGGAUGCAGAACUGCACUCAGGAACACUUCUAAGAGGACUUGUUCUUGCCAUCAAAAGCUUUGUUUAAAUGUCUGGAGCUCGUCUCUAACGAGCAGAGCUUGGACGUCCUUUCUUUUUUAGCUUUGAUACAGCUAUUUCUGGGAAAAUUUAAUUCCAGAUGUUUUCUGCAAGCGUUCUGUAUGUGGCAGAGAACAUGGAUACCCAGAAGAGCACUGCUGUUUUGUCCUUAUAAAAUAAGGUUAGCUGAAAACGUUAAAUUCACUCAGGCUUGAGCAGGAACAUGUAUUCACACCCUUAAUAUUCCAGAUAAGUGCAAGGGAUGGUGGCGCUAGUGAAGCCGCUCUUCAUCCUUGAUGCUUCUUGAUUUUCAUGAGAUUGAAUGAGGACGGGGACAUGUACAGAUUUGUCUGAUCCUGUCGGCAAAAAUUAAAUGCUAAAAAAUACAUAUCCUUUUUGUAUAGGGAAAUGUUAGGGAAAGCAUAUGUUUUUUGUGUUCUUGCUGCAGAUUGCGCAAGCUAUAGAGAAUUUAAAAAACAAAUAACUAAGGCUUGAAAGGAAGAUCGAUCUUAAUGAGAGCUUGUGGCGUAGCUCAUAAAUCAGGGGUAAUUAUUAUUGUGCUUAUCAGCUGCCAUGGAUCAAAUAACAUCUAUAAUAGCCUCGCAUUAUGGUAGCGACAGAGCUUUUUUUUAAUAUUGUGACUUGGUUGUGGAUUGUGAUAUUGAUUGGAUGAAGGUGGAUCUGAUGACUAUGAGGUUUCCGAGGACUGUAAGGCUGGUCACACACUUGAGGAUUUUAAGGCCGAUUUGCAGAUGUUGCAUGCGCCUAUAGCUGAAACUUGGCAGCCACAAACAUGCCACGAAUGUAGAGUACUGAGAAAGAACAUUACCCAUAUUCUUUUUUUUCUAUUUUGUUUUUCACUGUACAACCGAAUGCGCGCCAGCUGACGUCGAUUGUCCUCUAUGUGUUUUUCUUCUCGAGUCACGGUUAAAACUGUCUUCAUGUCUGUGGUCUCCCAUAGUUUUAAAAUCGGUUAAGAACUGAAAAUCAUCUAGUGUGUCCCAGGCCUAAGAAAGUGGUGGAGUUCAAACGGACUGAAUGAUUGGAGUCUGAUAUUUCAGCUGAAGAUCCAGUUGUGACAUCAAAACUACUAUGAAAAAUGAAAUGUAUGCAUAGAUGAAUAGCUCACAAUAAGAUCAAUUACACAUUUAAAAAUAGCUUGGAAUGAAAUGGAAAUUCACUAUUUUAAUGCGAGUUGUGGUUUUGGAGAGAUUCCGUGAGUCAAGUGGGUUUUCUUUCUUUAACAGAGGCUAUAUUAAGCAGCUUUUGUUAUUCUGCAACUUGGAACCAUGUUUCUUAGCCAACAUACACUGGAAAAAUUGAGGCAAUGAUGACUUUUUACAUUUUUAUUUAGAUUUUUGUAUGUGCCACUCACUGCAGUAUUGAUAGUGAUAAUGUCUCUGAAACGAGAAACGAUAUGUUUGCCAUCACCUGCUGCUGAGAUUCUGAGUACGAGUCAAUAUAGAACAAUAUUUUUGAAAUGUGGGCCAGAAAUUAAAAAUAGCAAGCCUUUCCUGAACGAAGGUUUACCAAUACACUGCUGCUACUGUGAAAAUAGACAUUUUAUAAAAUAGAUCGUCUUCUGAUAGCAUACAAUAGAAUAAGAGAGUAUUUUCAUUUUAUAUUAUUAUAUUGCCUUUUCUAAAUGCAGUUUCAAUGGUAUUGUUCCCACUUAAGUGUGGUUUGCCAAAAAAGUAAAAUGUUUAAAUAAAAUGGGUAUAGAUUCUUAAUAUAGCAAACCCAAAAGAGCAAUAUAUUUAUACUAUGGAUAAUACAUUUUGUGUAUAUUUAGGUAAUGUUCCCAUCACAUCAUUAAACAAGCACAAUGUUCACCUGAUAAAACUGCUGGUUUAUCUAUAGAUUUGUCAAUCCCUUAUUGUUUAGCUAUGAUUUUUUCCUUUGACUUCAACCUAUUUUGCUUUACUUUGAUUGAAGACUUGUGUUCACGGUGUUAAUGUCGCUGUAAGAUCUUCUAAAAUGGAAUUACUAACUCAUUGCAAUGACCAAGAAAACAGUAGGAUUUGCGAGUUUGAGUGCAGUUACACCUUGUAUGGCAAACAAAUCUGAAAGAAAUAAACAUCGCUCCAGUUGAGCUCUGUUCCGGUGCAUCAAUGCGUCUCACAAACACAUGCACUUGAUGAAAACUACUGUAAGAGAAAUAAAGUUUCAAACACGGAGGGAUUGUGAAAAAUACUAAGAAUACUAGUUUUAUUUUUUUUAUUCUUAAAUGAUAUUUCUUAUAAAACAGACUUGUAAAGAGAGCCAGUAUAGAUAAGCACAUAAUUUGUUUGAAAAGGUUACUUAACUAAAAUACUUAACAAAACACAGAUUAUGUCAUUAGUUGCUGCCAAGCCAUUAAACAGUAUUAACUCCUCUGCACCUGUGUGGAUUGUCAUUUGACACCAGAUCAUUCGAUAUAAUUCAGCGUCACAGACAGAAAUGUCAUGCACUCACAGAAAGAUCAAUCUGCCACAUCGAGAGCGAGUCCAGAUGAAUCAGAACACAGAGCACAGAGACGAUGCAAAUCAGACAGACAUACAGUUCACGCCACAUAACGCAUUAACAUCUGAUUUUAAUACACAACCCUUCAAAUACCACCAAAGUGAUUUUUAUGAAUGAUUUCAAACACUGCGAUGGAAUGUCUGUUCAUCCUGUACUGAUGUGAUGCAGAAUUCUAGCAGUGACGGAUUAUGGCAUUAUAUUUUGGCCUUCAUUGAUUAUGAUCAUUCAUAUUUUCAAACUUAACGCAGUUAAUCCCUAUUCCAACAC